GGUUUUGUUACUGUCCUGUGCAGGGUCACGAUAUCAAAUGUGAGCACUCCGGUUCGUACAGUCACUGUUCGUGGGGAAACCAUGGAAACAUGAUCCUCUAUCUAUCCGCGUCGACAGUCCGUUGUCGAUACUCGAAGAUGUGCACAACCUUAUUAUUGCGAGGAAAAGUCUGUCUAGCUGUCAUGGCGCGGCGCGAAACGAAAAAGAAGCCAUGAUGCGGUACACGGUAGUGCAGCAUAAGCAAGCUGGCGACGCACCCCAUGGCCCAUCAUCUGUCAAGCGUGUGCCUGAUCCGUAUCAAAGAGAGGCUUCGGCCGGCUUCUUGCUGUUGUUUGGCGAUGAUAAUCUCAACGCCGGGCCUUGUAUGUCCAAAAAGAGGUUGAAGUCAGACAUUUCGAUGCAGGUUUAUACGCGUGUACUGGUCGAACGGCACAAGGUAUUACUGACAAACUUGACCUAUCGAGAAAGGCAGCAUCCAGGGCGCAUCGGCGGUUACUAUGAGGUCUUUGUGAGGUUGCCGCACCGCAGGGACAGUGGAGCAAGCUAA
Messenger RNA from Neurospora hispaniola, 547 nucleotides. RefSeq lists its product as uncharacterized. The record is from RefSeq and is a predicted model, not a curated record. Bases 212 to 547 code for a protein of 111 amino acids. The transcript has 3 exons. Lineage: Eukaryota; Fungi; Ascomycota; Sordariomycetes; Sordariales; Sordariaceae.